Messenger RNA from Trematomus bernacchii (emerald rockcod), 902 nucleotides. RefSeq names its product PDZK1 interacting protein 1 (gene pdzk1ip1). The transcript has 4 exons. Lineage: Eukaryota; Metazoa; Chordata; Actinopteri; Perciformes; Nototheniidae. Bases 124 to 504 code for a protein of 126 amino acids. The record is from RefSeq and is a predicted model, not a curated record.
CUACUCUGCUGUUCGCUCCACUCUCGGGUUUGAAGGCUUAACACCGUCUGAAGCUUCAGGUUUAGCUCUGUUUUUCUUUUUUUAUAACUCUGUUUUUCUUCAGUCAGAGCCAAAGGACCAGCCAUGGGAAAAGUGUGUGCAGCGGUUUGCUGUCUGCUGCUGAGCGUGGCAGCGGUGACGGCCCAGACAGCUCAGAGUGAGCGAGCGCUGCCUCAGUGGCUCACCGGCAUCAUGGCCCUCUGCGGCUUCCUCUUCCUGUCCUUCGUCGGGAUCCUGGUGAAGAAGGCCUGGUGCGAGGAGCCCAGGUCAGAGAAGAGCUUCAGAAGCCUGGUUGAGUUGACCAGGAAGAAGAGCACUGUGAAGUCGGUGAGAGAAAAUGAUUACGUCAUGACGGAGGAAAACGCGUACGAGACCAGCCUGGACAUGGUCAGAAGCAAAGAAGAGAGGAAUGCUUACGACAACGUGGUGAUGGACAGCACUGAUGACAAACUUACCGCCAUGUGACCCUCCUGCCCUGAUUCUAUUGGCUGCCGUCCUCACCAACUCUGGACAGGGAAAACAAUACCUUAACUGUUGUUCGUUUUUAUUUUUAGUUGAUUGAAUCAAUUAAGAUAUCAUUUACCUGGCUAACAAAUAUCUUCUAAGACUGUUUGAUUUUUUUAAAUAUUUAAAUUAUAUUAUAUGUAUUGUUAAUACUUGUUGUGUUAAUCAGUUAGUUGAUUUGGAGCAGUGAACAUGAGGACAAGCAGCUGUCCAUCCCAUGAUCUUUCUGCUGAUUCAUAAGUUAUGUUUUCUAACAAACUGCUGUGUCGCCUCCUUUCUGAUCAAUGGAAGACUGACCUGCCAUUAUGAAUAAAACACUCCGACAGUAUGGCACAUUUUACAAUAAACAGUGAGCAGUA